Scutellospora calospora is the source of this 175-nucleotide messenger RNA. The record is from the annotation of a GenBank genome assembly. Lineage: Eukaryota; Fungi; Glomeromycota; Glomeromycetes; Diversisporales; Gigasporaceae.
CUUUGGUGGUGGCAAUCUUCACAUGUUUAAUAAUUUCAAUCAACGUGGUGAUGAAUAUAAUGAAUGUUAUUGUUGGAAUGGUCAUUAUGAAAAAGCGAUUAGAAUGUUAAAUGGCCCUUUGUUUUCUGUAAGUGAAUAUGAGAUAUUAGAAAUUCAUAAUAAAAUUAAUUUCUAA